Messenger RNA from Argentina anserina (silverweed cinquefoil), 1290 nucleotides. RefSeq lists its product as uncharacterized. Lineage: Eukaryota; Viridiplantae; Streptophyta; Magnoliopsida; Rosales; Rosaceae. Gene Ontology annotation, molecular function: protein-containing complex binding. Bases 192 to 1055 code for a protein of 287 amino acids. The transcript is spliced from 10 exons. Gene Ontology annotation, cellular component: mitochondrion. The record is from RefSeq and is a predicted model, not a curated record.
CAUGUCCGCUGCCUCUACGCGCCAUCUGUGCGCUCUCGUCUCUCCCAAACUCGCUCUUUAAUCAGUAUUACACCAAACUAGUCUUCUGCGAGGUGUAGCUACUUUCCCGAUUGCUUGUGCCCUGCGCUCGAGAUAUUGAAUCGGAGAAAUCUUCAGAUAAGAAAAAACGAUUGUGGAAACCGGAAUUUCAAAUGAGGACGGUCGUGUCGCGGUUGAUCCAUUCAAGAUCAUCACUUUCCAGGCCCUCUAUCAUGAAUGGACCUAAAAUUGGGAGGUUUCUCUCGAACGACUCUAAUAAGGUCGAUGAACCAUUCAAAGUUGAGGAAGCAGAGACUAUUCAAGUUCCCCCUCCUCCAACAGAGAAGUUGCUUGUGUUGGGUGGAAAUGGAUUUGUUGGCUCACAUGUUUGUAGAGAAGCAUUAGAUCGUGGACUGUCUGUCGUUAGCUUAAGCAGGUCUGGUAGGUCAAAGUUACACGAUACAUGGGCUAACAAUGUUACCUGGCGUCAAGGAAACCUUCUAUCGCCUGAUUCUUGGAAGGAUGCUCUCGAUGGUGUCACAUCUGUUAUUUCCUGUGUUGGUGGCUUUGGCUCCAAUUCUUACAUGUAUAAGAUCAAUGGGACCGCGAACAUCAAUGCAAUUAGAUCAGCUUCUGAGCAUGGUUUGAAAAAAUUUGUGUAUGUCUCUGCUGCUGAUUUUGGCUUGGCAAAUUACUUGGUGCGAGGAUAUUAUGAGGGGAAGAGAGCUGCCGAAACAGAAAUACUGACCAAAUUUCCUUAUGGAGGAGUGAUUUUGAGGCCUGGAUUUAUUUAUGGGACUCGAAGUGUUGGGAGCAUAAAGUUGCCUCUUGGUGUAAUCGGUUCUCCUCUGGAGAUGUUAUUUCAACAAACAAGAGCUUUGAACCAGCUGCCUGUAGUGGGACCUUUCUUUACUCCUCCAGUGAAUGUUACGGCUGUAGCAGAGGUUGCUGUUAGAGCAGCUACUGAUCCUGUCUUCCCUCCUGGGAUUAUUGAUGUCCACGGGAUUCAACGUUAUACUCGGCACAAGUCGAAGUAAAAGUUUUACUUGUGCUGUUUCGCUUCCUUUUUUGUUGUCAUGUUCGUCAUAAAAGGUGUGAUCUUAAGCUGCCAAAAGUUUUCUGGUUGAGAUUCUUGUUCUUCUCUUAGCAAUCAUUUGGUAAUCAUGUUUAUUUUUACCUUUCUAGUGCAACUAUUAAUAAAUAUACAUCAACUGAUGAAAAAGAUUUUAAAAAAAAUAACACUUCAGGAUUGAAACCCAGGGUUUUCUACUA